UUUGAUUUUAUUUCAGAGAAAAGCCCAGAAAUAGGAUUCAUCAUGAUGAACGAAAAAUUAAAAAGUAACAUAAUCAAAGGUGUUAAUGGUUUUGCAGUAGGUCUAGUUCUAUGGACCUUAUAUCAAACUUCACAAGUACCGAAACUUCCAAAAAAGAAAUCAAAGUAAAUUUAAUUUAACAUUUUAACAAUUAAAGAUGGAAGCAGUAAAAAAGGCAAAAGAACGAUUUAGAAAGUAUCCUAUUAUUGUUGCACAAUGCCAUGAAUCUGGAGUUAAAUAUGCUGCAUGUGUAUUGGCAAAAUCCAACUUACAAAAAGAUGAUUGUGAAAGUGAGUUUAAGGAAUUUAAGGCAUGUUUAAUGAAAGCUGCUGCAAAAAAUAAUAUAAGAUUAUAAAAA
Apis dorsata (giant honeybee) is the source of this 397-nucleotide messenger RNA. RefSeq lists its product as uncharacterized. Gene Ontology annotation, biological process: mitochondrial respiratory chain complex I assembly. NCBI's taxonomy places the organism in Eukaryota, Metazoa, Arthropoda, Insecta, Hymenoptera, Apidae. Gene Ontology annotation, cellular component: mitochondrion. The transcript has 2 exons. The record is from RefSeq and is a predicted model, not a curated record. Bases 197 to 394 code for a protein of 65 amino acids.